This is a messenger RNA of Pyricularia pennisetigena, 1017 nucleotides long. RefSeq lists its product as uncharacterized. The transcript has 2 exons. The record is from RefSeq and is a predicted model, not a curated record. Gene Ontology annotation, cellular component: ribosome. Lineage: Eukaryota; Fungi; Ascomycota; Sordariomycetes; Magnaporthales; Pyriculariaceae. Gene Ontology annotation, molecular function: structural constituent of ribosome; mRNA binding; rRNA binding. The annotation marks the transcript as partial. Gene Ontology annotation, biological process: ribosomal small subunit assembly; translation.
UGCAAGAGGCACGUCUCCGAACAUCGCGGCCCCGAUCGUCUGUCAGCAUAUUGCUCCGCGAGCAAUACCCACGCCCACCCGCAACGAUCAGACAUGCCGCCAAGGUUAAACUUCCUAGCCUCUUGCAGGACUUUGGUUCUGCGCCCAAAGAGGCCAGCACCGGCCUCAUGGCAGCCGCCACGAGCCCUCUCCUUCAUCAGGGGCUACGCCGACAACGUCACGCCGCCCCCCCCUUCCUCUUCCAGUGAUACUUCACCGGCGACUCCCGAGUCUAGCAAUAAUGAGGAUGAUGAUAUAGUGAUUCCUCUGUCAAGUCUCGACGCAAGCCGGCCGCUUGACGUGAGACCGGCUGAACUUGGCCCGGAUAUGGACAACGAUGAGGCACUUCGGCAGCUCGAGAUGAUCUCGUAUGGUGUCAAUGCCUUUGACCCGCAGGCUGUAGGCCAUAAAUAUGGCGUUCCGGAGCUUCCAAUUCCCGACGGAAUGCACUUGAAGCACCGCUACAAUCCCGUGCUGGACCAAUGCACAAACCUGCUCAUGAGGGACGGAAAGAAGGGCAAGGCUCAAAGGGAUAUGAGCAUGAUUCUCAACUUCCUCCGGACGUUUCCCGCGCCCCGCAGGACCUCGACGCACCGUCUCAUGCCCGGCGCGCCACCCCUUUCUCACCUGCCCCUGGAUCCCGUGACGUACUUUACGCUGGCGAUCGAUUCGGUGGCGCCGCUGGUCAAGAUCCGCAACUUUGCCGGCCUGGCCGGUGGAGGUGUCGCCCUGCCCAUCCCCACGCCGCUGCCGGUGCGGGCGCGGCGGCGCAUAGCGUUCCAGUGGAUCCUGGAGAGCGUCAACAAGAAGCCCUCCAAGGGCAGCGGUAGGACGCAGCUCUCGCACAGGAUUGCCGAGGAGAUCGUGGCCAUCAUCGAAGGCAGGUCGUCGCUUUGGGAGAAGAGGAUGCUGCUCCACAAGAUGGGCACCACGGCCCGUGCCAACGUGGCAAAGCUGACAUCGCCCAGGAGGAGGUAG